This is a messenger RNA of Teleopsis dalmanni, 740 nucleotides long. RefSeq lists its product as uncharacterized. Bases 141 to 701 code for a protein of 186 amino acids. The transcript has a single exon. Lineage: Eukaryota; Metazoa; Arthropoda; Insecta; Diptera; Diopsidae. The record is from RefSeq and is a predicted model, not a curated record.
AGUAAGGACAGAAGUACAAAAUAUUACGACUCUAUAGAUAAUUCAACAUAGUGGUGAAUAUACAAAAAUUGUAAACAACCAAGUGCUGCACAUGUGUUAAAAUCAACAAACAAUAAAUAAAAAGGAAUCAUUGUAAACCAAUGGCUGAAGAAGUCUUUCAACCUGUACAAACUCGUGCCUCAUUAGCCUAUGCUAAAAGAAAUAAAUGUAAUGAAUUUAAAGCAUUGCAUUUUAUUGAACCAAAAACUAGUGCCAGUACUUCAGCAAGAGAUGGUAUUGACCAACAAAAUGCUGCCGAAAAUAUUCAUAAAUUUAAAACAGAAAAGCAAAAUGAAAAUAAAAUUAAAGACAAGAAUGAAUUUGAUAUUAAAACGGCGAGACAUGAAGUUUUAAAAUUUGCAAUGAAUAACCAACGAGUAAUCAAAAAUCAAAAAAAAAUGUUAGUUUUUCAAGCAGUUAAACUAGGUGCCAAACCUCCCAAGAAAGCAUAUAAAAAUUAUAAGGAAUUAAAAGAUGAACGGAAGAGACUUAAAGAUAUUAGAGAGCAAAGAAAAAAGUUCCAUCAAUUGGGAAAGAACCAAACCGGCGCUGCUUCAGUGAAAUGUCGCAGUAAAACGAAAUUGGAUAAACUAAAAAAGAAACGGGCCCCAGUUUCAAGAAUAGAUCAAAAUUAUGGUGUUGUUAAAUCAAAAAAGAAAUAAGAAUAAUAUUACCUACAUAUAUAAUUAAUUAGUAAUGAA